AUGAUUGCUCCCCUGAUGUACUAUCGUAAGAAUGACGCGCAGGCCGUAACUGGCGAACGCCGCCCACAUUUCGCGGGCACAGGGUACAGAGGAGGGGGCUGGGGUCGAAGGGCGCGUUUCACAACACGGCCCGCGUGUUUCGCGUCGGCCCCGCGCCUGCCCCUCAGUUCGCCAUUCAGCUGGACUCUUCGAUGGCCGCGCCUCCUGGUCAGUGUGUGUAGAGAGGCGCUGGCGCUAGUACAGUACCAGAGUCCGAGUGCAGCGACCGCUGCACAACAGGAGAACGCGUCACCCGCCGCGGGUGCUAUGCUGCCGAGUCCGACGCAUACCAGCUGCACUCUACGCUUAAGGCAAACGGGAUCCGACCAAUCUCCCACGAACGAGCCAGAGGAGGGUCGCUCUGACGACGGCUCUGCCGUGCUCGUGUGUGCAGGAGCGAGCAGGAUGAGCAGGAGGAGCGCGCUGGGCAGCGCGGCGCUGCUGCUGGCGGCCGGCCUGUGGCUGGCCGGCCCGGGCCCGGCGCCCGUGGCGGCGCGCGCCAUGCUGCUGCCGCUGCCGCGAGACGCCGCCAGGUUCGCCGCGGCCGCCGCGGCCGCCGAGGCAGAGUACGACGCCGUCGCCGGCGCCAACUGGCCGGACGACGAGCCGCCGCCUCAGGGGCUCAGCCAGGAGGAGCAGACGCGGCUGCUGCGCAUGCUACUGCUACGCAUGAUGCAGGAGCGUGACCAGCACGCGCAGGCCGACCACGACGUCGGGCCGCUGCUGGAGCCGGGAGAUGUCGCAGACGACCCCGAGGGAGACGGCGAACACCCGCUCCCGUACGGCGGCCCGCACACUCCCGAUGACAAGAGGAACUUGCAGGGGAUGAUGCCGACGCUGUGCCACUUCAAGAUUUGCCACAUGGGCCGGAAGCGGAACCAGCAGAAGGGCGCGAGGAGCGCGCACUGAGCGACGCCACGCCACGCCACGCCGCGCCACGACGCCGACGCCGACGCCGAUGGCGACGCCUCCACUCCGCAUCGCGCCUCCGCCUUCGCAGCCGCCGUUCGCACCUUAUCGCUGCUCUAACCCGAUUCUAUUGGCAAUCGCAUUGAAUCUGGGCCGCUUACAGCUAUUCUGUUGCUCUCGCUUCUGACUGUCGACCGAAAUGUACUUACGCGCGCAUGUACGAUCCGCUGGACGAACUGGAGUACUACGCCAUUUUUCUUAGUAUUAUCGUUUCUUACCCGCUAACCUCGAACUAAUCUUAACUGAAUGCAAUGCAGUAUUAAUAUGUAGUCACCUGUGCCGUGAUUACUUCUCGCUCUUCAUUCGCUCGGUACCUUAGAAGCACGGUGGGGUGAACAGCAUGCAAACCGCUGUGAACUCGUCUCCGUGGGACGAUGUUUAACUCCAAUUUCUUGCACACACUGAGAUGAAAAGCGCAAGGAUCCUUCAUAAUGGAUAAUGUUCACCUACAGCACAGAGCUACUGGUAACCACAGUGUACGCUCACCGGUAUCUCUGGUACAUAGAUGAACUUUCAUAUCUGUACAGCAGAGCAUUCUCUCUACCUAUGAUUUUCGUGAAGAUCCAUACAUUAUGUGAAACAGAUCUGCCUCAAAGCAUAGUGGCGGUAAGUCAACGCUAAACGGAAAAUACGCUCCACCGUUGCAAACGUCGAACUCAAGUUACUGCACCGGGGCCUUUGGCAGUAGCAGAGUCAGAGAUCGUCACUGAAAGUUCACUCCCACAUUCGGGUCUGAAAGUCCCCCAUACAGUUUACAACAAUGACAAUAAAAUACCUAGAUGAUCCUUUGUAGGUAAUUUUGUGUAAACUGGAAGAGCCGAACAAUUAACUACAGAGGUAUUUAUGUCUGUCUAAAGUAUUGUAUCUUUGCAUGAAUUUAACACUACAUAUUGUAAUAAAUUAUUGGUUCGUUAA
Molecule: messenger RNA, 1923 nt
Organism: Schistocerca serialis cubense
Lineage: Eukaryota; Metazoa; Arthropoda; Insecta; Orthoptera; Acrididae
Exons: 5
Coding region: 1-948 (315 amino acids)
Source: RefSeq, a predicted model, not a curated record